AUGGCUACUCCUCCUGUACUCGCUUUUGAUGCUGAGGGCCGCCCGGUGAAGUUUGACACCUGGCUCGAUGACCUGCACCUCUACCUACAGCUCACUGCCAAGGAAGAUAUUUCACUGUACGAUCACGCCCUAGGCCACGCUACUGCACCUCCUACUACUGCUGACAGCACUCAGCGCUCACAGUGGCAGACUCGUGACGCUCACGCUCGCUUUGCCAUUCGCAACUCCCUGCCGCUAGAUGAGCGCGAGCACUUUGGCCAGCACAAGACUGCUAAGGAGCUGUACACUGCUGUAGUUGCUCGUUACUCCUCGCCUGCUUCUGCCGCACUAGGCCGCCUCUCCCUCCCCUACCUGUUCCCCGACCUGGCCUCCUUCCACACCGUUGCUGACCUCAUCACCCACCUCAAGACUAGUGAGGCCCGCUUCCGCGCAACUAUGCCUGCCGAGUUCCUAGCUAACAACCCCCCCCCGCUCUGGCUCGUUCUCUACCACCUAGUCACCCGCCUCCCUGACUCUCUGCGCGCAGUGCCUCUCGUGGUGACCCCCGCACUCCUUUCUUUGAGGGGUGUUCCCCUUCCCCCCUCCUUCCCUCUGUCGCCUCUGCUUCUGCUGUCGACCUUCUUGGUGCUGAGAAGGUCGGGACCGCGUCUGCUUCGAGCGGGCGCCGCAGGACGAAGGGGGGCAAGGGUGGAGGUGGCGGCGGGGGCGGUAGGGGUGGAGGCGGUGGGGGUGGAGGAGGGGCUGGAGAGGCUAGUGGCGGCAGUGGGGGUGGUGACGGCAGCGGCGGGGGCGGUGGCAGGGGCGGGGGCGGCGGUGGGGGCGGAGGUGGUCGUGGCAGCGGCAGGGGAGGCGGUGGUCGCGGAGGUGGCGGCAGUGGUGGUGGCCGUGGAGGCGCUGGCGGUGGUCUGA
Molecule: messenger RNA, 909 nt
Organism: Closterium sp. Yama58-4
Lineage: Eukaryota; Viridiplantae; Streptophyta; Zygnematophyceae; Desmidiales; Closteriaceae
Source: the annotation of a GenBank genome assembly